UCCUUUGUAAGGCGCAGCAAAAAAGACAAUCAGAUACAAUAUCAGGGAUCUUCUGGUAAGGCUUCUGGCUACCAUUAGUUCUGAAUAGAGAGGAUUUGACGAGAAAAAUGGCUGUGAGUUUUGAAAUGUCUUUGAGAAUUUCUUGGAUUUGUUGCCUGCUAAUUGGAGGGAUAACCUGUUAUCCUCCACCUAAAGGUAAUUAUAGAUAUAUUCCCCAAAAUCAAUUAAAAGGAAUUGGCCACAAUGCAGCGGUAGCUACCGGAUCCCGUGCCUCGGCAGGUGAAGCUACCGGAUCCCGUGCCUCGGCAGGUGAAGCAGCCACCCGUAAUGCCACUGCAAGCGUCACGACUGGCCCAAAUACCUUAGGUGGAGCAACCGGAUCCCGUGCCUCAGAAGCAGUCACCCACAAUGCCUCAGCAAGUGUCACGACUGGCCCAAAUACCUUAGCUGAAGCAACUGGCCAUGGUGCCUCGGUAGUGGAAACAACUGGACACAGUGCCAUGCCAGCGGCCACCCAUAAUGCCUCGGAAGUGGCCACCCACAAUGCUUCAUCAAGCGUAACGACUGGCCUAAAUACCUUAGCUGAAGCAACUGGCCACAAUGCUUCAUCAAGCGCCAUGACUGGCCCAAAUGCCUUAGGUGAAGCAGCUGGCCAUAGUGCCUCGGCAGCGGAAGCAACUGGCCACAGUGCCGCGCAAGCUGCCACCCAGAAUGCCUCGGGAAGUGUGGCAACUGGCCCAAAUACCUUAGCUGAAGCAACUGGCCACAAUGCUUCAUCAAGCGUCACGACUGGCUUAAAUACCUUAGCUGAAGCAACUGGCCACAAUGCUUCAUCAAGUGCCACGACUGGCCCAAAUGCCUUAGGUGAAGCAACUGGCCAUGGUGCCUCGGUAAUGGAAGCAACUGGACACAGUGCCAUGCCAGCGGCCACCUAUAAUGCCUCGGAAGCGGCCACCCACAAUGCUUCAUCAAGCGUCACGACUGGCCUAAAUACCUUGGGUGACAUAUCCGACCCAAGUGCCUCAGCAGAAGCAGCAACCCAUAAUACCUCAGAAAGUGCCACGACUGGCCCAAAUGCCUUACGUGAAGAAGCUGGACACAGUGCCUCGGCAGCGGAAGCAACUGGCCACAGUGCCAUGCAAGCGGCCACCCAUAAUGCUUCAUCAAGCGUAACGACUGGCCCAAAUACCUUAGGUGAAGAAACCGGCCACGGUACCUCAUCAAGUCG
Molecule: messenger RNA, 1228 nt
Organism: Oncorhynchus kisutch (coho salmon)
Lineage: Eukaryota; Metazoa; Chordata; Actinopteri; Salmoniformes; Salmonidae
Product: autotransporter adhesin BpaC-like
Exons: 4
Source: RefSeq, a predicted model, not a curated record